This is a messenger RNA of Nymphalis io (European peacock), 584 nucleotides long. RefSeq lists its product as uncharacterized. The transcript is spliced from 2 exons. The coding region runs from base 156 to 530 and encodes 124 amino acids. NCBI's taxonomy places the organism in Eukaryota, Metazoa, Arthropoda, Insecta, Lepidoptera, Nymphalidae. The record is from RefSeq and is a predicted model, not a curated record.
AACGUGACGCGGCAUAAUAGUGCUCAUUUAUACAGAUAAAGACACGAUUGAGUCAACUUAGAUUUUCGUUUAAAUCGAGGAUAAAGAUUAAAAAAGUUUUAAUUUUUAUUACAGCCGACAUCACGUCAGUUAAGCCUGUGAUAGAUGAAAUUACAAUGGUAUCCGGGAAAAAGUACCUACGAGUCUUCGGUUAUACGUAUGAGGGCGCGCUUAAGUUGAAAUACUCCAUGCGUUACCGAUGCAGCCAAGGCUGUGGAGUAUAUCUUUACAAGUCAUUCGAUGUCACAUUUGCUAUGUCACAGAGAGGUGGUCGUCUACUAGUAUUCAAUGGUUAUUGCUACAGCAUGCAAAAGUUUAGGAACGAUUAUUUCCACUGGAGGUGUACUAUGGUCCAGCCGGGUACAGCGAAGCGUUGUACUGCAAAGCUGUAUACGACCAUAGAGUACAAAGUUAUAGAAGAUAUCGGAGGACAUUCUCACAAGAAACCUAAGUUUACAAAGAAAAACAAUACAAUCGUCAGAAUCUACUAGAUUCUUAUCACUGUUUUUAAACUGAACUACGAUAGCACUAUUUGCGUGUUCCUA